CUGCUCAAUAUUUGAGCAAGCACAUUGCACACCAUUGCCCAUAUGCAUAAAACUAACGGUCGGCUAAUGGCUUUGUAAUAAUCGUGCAUAUGAAGAGCAAUAGUGAUGCACCAGUAAUGGGAAAGGCAGGAGUGCUCUGCUGUCCUCUGCUGUUGGCUGAUGCUCAGAGAAGCGCUCGCGCAGCCUGUGCUGCAGUUCCUACAAGACCGAAUCAAACGGAACGAACGGUAACCACGGCACAAAUGUGACGAUGGGGAAGCGCAGCGCUGCCAAAUUGCGUAUUAUUAGGUCGGUGAUUGUAAGUCUAUAUUAAAAAAACAACAAAAAAAAGUGAAACGAAAGACAGCUAUGAUGAAGAUGAUGAUGAUACGCCAGGAAUCGAGUGCGAGACCGUUGAUCGCUCUCAUCAGAUGCUGAUGAUGGUCGCGCGACCUGCGUGAUUUCCUCUCGCUGGAGCUUCCUGGUUCCUUUGCAUCACCUUCUCUGAGUCCCAGCCAACCUGACAGAAUGAUUGAAGAGGGAAGUAAAAGCAGCAAGUCCAUGGUGGAGAAGAGACAGCUCUUCAUGGAGAUGAGGGCACAAAACUUUGAUGUAAUUCGCCUCUCAACAUAUAGGACGGCGUGUAAGCUACGAUUUGUCCAGAAACGAUGCAACCUUCACUUGGUGGACGUGUGGAACAUGAUCGAAGCUUUCCGUGACAAUGGGUUGAGCACAUUAGACCACAACGCAGAGAUUAAUGUGUCACGCCUGGAGACCAUUUUGUCCUCCAUCUUCUACCAGCUCAACAAGCGGCUGCCCACCACCCACCAGAUAAACGUGGAGCAGUCCAUCGGCCUGCUGCUAAACUUCAUCGUGGCUACUUAUGACAGUGAAGGCCAUGGAAAACUCACAGUGUUUGCUAUGAAGGCAAUGCUAGCUACAAUGUGUGGCGGUAAAAUACUGGACAAAUUACGUUAUAUAUUUUCCCAAAUAUCAGACUCCAAUGGGGUGAUGGUCUAUGCCAAAUUUGACCAGUUCCUGAGGGAGGUGCUGAAGCUCCCCACGGCAGUGUUCGAGGGGCCUUCGUUUGGCUACACCGAGCACUCUGUGAGAACAUGCUUCCCUCAGCAGAAGAAGAUCUUGCUGAAUACGUUUUUGGAUGUGUUGAUGGCAGAUCCACCCCCGCAGUACCUUGUAUGGCUACCUCUCAUGCACCGACUCGCUAAUGUAGAGAAUGUCUUCCAUCCAGUGGAAUGUUCGUAUUGCCGGAGUGAGAGCAUGAUGGGUUUCCGGUACCGCUGCCAGCAGUGCCAUGGCUACCAGCUUUGUCAGAGCUGUUUCUGGCGUGGUCAUGCCAGCGGCCCUCAUAGCAACCAGCACCAGAUGAAGGAGCACUCCUCAUGGAAGUCUCCAGCAAAGAAGCUCAGCCAUGCCAUCAGUAAAUCUCUGGGCUGCAUGCCGAUGGGAGAGCCUCCUCACCCCGUGUUCCCAGAGGCGGCGGAAAGACCUCAGGACCUCGCACACACUACUCAGCUGAGGCCAGUGGCCAACAACAUGAACGAUACCGUUCUCAUUUCCCCCGGGACGCCAACGCCUUCAAAAAGUAGCACCCUUGAGAGUCCCAGCAGACUGGAUGAAGAACACCGUCUUAUCGCUCGAUAUGCUGCUCGUCUGGCGGCGGAGGCCAGCAACUCCACUCAAUGCCCUCCAACUGAUCUGAGUUUCAACUUUGAUGCUAAUAAGCAACAGAGGCAGCUCAUCGCAGAAUUAGAGAAUAAAAACAGGGAGAUCCUGCAAGAAAUCCAGCGUCUACGUCUAGAACAUGAACAGGCUUCUCAACCCACCCCUGAAAAAGCCCAGCAGAACCCCACUCUACUGGCAGAGCUACGACUGCUACGACACAGAAAAGACGAGUUGGAGAGGCGCAUGUCGGCCCUGCAGGAGAGCAGGAGAGAGCUGAUGGUCCAGCUGGAAGGUCUCAUGAGGCUGCUGAAGGAUGAAGAGCAGAAACAGGCAUCUCAGACGGGGAGUUCGCCCCACUCAUCACCCAGCCACAGUGCCAGUUGCACCAUGCCCAUGCCCAUCCGCUCCACCUCGGCCGGCUCAACCCCCACACACACACCGCAGGACUGCCUGGCAGGGGUCGGAGAUGACGUGCUGGAUGCCUUCUCUCAGGGUGUACCAAGAAAUCUCCGUAAUGAUCUUUUGGUGGCUGCAGACUCGAUCACAAACACUAUGUCGUCACUAGUGAAAGAACUUCACUCAGUGGAUGACGGUCUGGAGGAUGAAGAGGAGAAUUUGCGAAAUGGAAGGGAGAAGGCCUACCAUUCAAAAGUUUGGGCUGAGUCAGAGUAAAAGAAUAUAGAAUAUUUCAUUGUCAUCGCUGAAGCAUUCUGGGAAAAGGCAAUCCACCCCUUCAUUCUAAGCCCCAGGAAAGAACCAGCGACAUCAAAACCUCCCUGGCAUUCGCACAAAUGCAUGCUCUUCCCCAACUGGGUUUCACUAUGUGAAAAAAAAACUCUUCAUCACAUCUUGCACAGAGCAAGUUGUAUUUAUUAGGAAGUAUAUAAAUAUAUACAGUAUAUAUAUAUAUAAAUAUAAAUAUAGCUCUAUGUCUAUCUGUAUAAACCCAUUGUUAUCAUGUUACCCAUGAGAAUGGCUUGUUUGUGCUUUCUUAAAAAACCUUUAUGAAUUUGUGAUUACUACUCUCGGAAACGAACGCACUGUGCAUCUUCAUGACGUCACUCACUCAAAUCGAUAUAAGCUGUAGCUAUUUUUCCAGAUGUUCCCCACGCAGGAAGCUUUUUUGUAUAAUUAGUGAUGAUUUUUGUGUUUUAAUGCAUGGAGUGGCUCUGCUGGAUAGAUGGAGAGGGCUUGUAUUUGCUCUGCAUGCGACAUUUAUGCCUGCUCCGUCGCUCCUUAUAGUCUUCUGAUCAUCAAACCGCUGCUUCUGCAUCACACGCAUCAGAACCGCCAUAUAUCAGGGACGUCUCGUAGAGCUCGCCGUUUGUCUGGGAUUUCUGCUACUGUGUUAAGUUUAGCCCGUCGUUGUGGCCGUUGUUUUAGCGCUUCAGUAUCGCCUCUUAGUUUAGAGUAGCGCAUUUGUAUCUCUCUGUAUUUCCGGAGAGCAUAAAGGGACUUUGAUGGAAUGCGGAUAGAUUCCGGAUAUCCAUAAACCAGCUUAGCCAGCCAUCUUUGAGUGCACACGUCUCUGUGUAAAAGUUACUUCAAAAGCUUUAUUGAGUUCAGUUAUUGUGUAUAUUUGUGUGAAAUAAAUGAAACAAGUGCUCAGGGACUGUUGAGAGAGGAACACGGUAGCAAUACUUGUGAACAAAUUGGUGGAAUUUACUUUGACCCUCCCAAAGGUCAAAUGUCAAAGAUUAGCACAGGUCAUAAAAUCUUUAUGGAAUGGCUGAGGGUGGUAAACAGAAACGGUAUUGUAUGGAAGCCCAUUUCUGCCACAUAAGAAAAAUGCUUUGGUAAAUCAUAAUUGCGCGAUAAAAGUCUAAAUUAUGAGAUGUCAUAAUUAUGCAAUGAAACGCAAUAAUUAUAACAUAAAACAAAAUGAUGAUAUAAAAGUCAAAAGUUUGACAUAAAAGCUGAAAUGAUGACAAAAGGUAAAAAGUUCAAAUU
Rhinichthys klamathensis goyatoka is the source of this 3612-nucleotide messenger RNA. RefSeq names its product dystrobrevin, beta b (gene dtnbb). The record is from RefSeq and is a predicted model, not a curated record. Gene Ontology annotation, cellular component: synapse; plasma membrane. The transcript is spliced from 22 exons. NCBI's taxonomy places the organism in Eukaryota, Metazoa, Chordata, Actinopteri, Cypriniformes, Leuciscidae. The coding region runs from base 508 to 2334 and encodes 608 amino acids. Gene Ontology annotation, molecular function: zinc ion binding. Gene Ontology annotation, biological process: synaptic signaling.